GCUCUGCCAGGACCGUCUGCGGAAGUGGCUUCAGGCUCUUCCGGCGUUGAGUGAGCGGUGACGUCACUCGGCACCUGGUCAAGGUGCGGCGGCGACCGGCUGUUCCCUGGGGUCGCGGCUCGGAGCAGUGGCGACAUGUGCGGUUUCGAUAAAGAGAGUGGGCCCCGACAGCUGAUGAGGAAGGGCAUUGCCCUGAUCUUCAUUGGACACAUCAACUUCAUCAUUGGCGCUAUUGUCCAUGGUACAGUCCUCAGGCACAUCUCGAAGCCCAAGGACCAGGUGACCGUUGAGUACUCUGUGGCCAACAUCAUUUCUGUCGUCUCUGGUUUGUUGAGUAUUGCAAGUGGGAUCAUUGCUAUCUUAGUCUCACGAAACCUGCUCAAAGUAAGGCUGCACUGGGGACUGUUGGUGAGCUCUCUGUUAAACACGUUGACGUCACUGGCCUGUGCUGCUGGGCUGAUUCUGGCCAUUGUACUGACCGUAUCUCAAGGAGGCAGGAACCUGAUCUCCGGCUGCAACUCCACCAUGGUGCCAGCUGUUUCUGGCAAGUCGAUGACAAUCGACAACUGCCCCUUUGAUACAACCCGCAUCUACGACACCACUCUGGCGUUAUGGAUCCCAUCAAUGGUGCUGGCCACAGUGGAGAGUAUACUCUCCAUCCGUUGCCUCGUUGUGGCAAUGAUUCUUCGUGGGAUUGGCCCCUGUGGGCAGAAUGACAUGGUGGACCGGAUUGAGGAAGAAGAUCCAUCGAAAAGGAAGAAAUACAGAGAAUUGGAAACUUACAAACUCAUCAGUGAGAGCAGAGAGGUUCACCUGUAGAAGUGUGGAUGCUGCCUGACUCGCUGGGAAUUUCCACCUUUCCGUUUCCUCUUCAGACUUCCAGCAACAUUUCAUGUUUGUACAGUUUAUGUGAGAUAAUUGAUGUUGACAGUUCUUGGAUAUUUUUAAGGGGAAGGGGAUUGUCAGAAUUUUUAAUAAUGUAUUCUUAAAAAAGCCUUUGGUUUCCUAUUUCACUUUUGAAAUGUGUUUUUGAAGAAAAUCUACGGGUGAGACAUUUUGAGGGAUCGUUGUCCAAGCAAUCGGACUUUGGUCUUGCAGUAUUACCUCAUCACCUGCUGUCAUGAUGAAGCCUGUGGAUACCUGUUUAUGCUGACGUUAGUUCCGUGGAGAAGCUCCUCGAUGAACUGCCCUUCCAAUUUGGUCGCCAGUCUUAUAGGAUCUAUUCUCCUUCCCACCCAUCCACGAUUGUUCCACCUCCCUCUCCCCAACUUUCUCAGGCUCCCCUGCCCUGUCUCGGUUUGCAUGUAGAAACAGGUUUGCUGAUGCUCCUGUUGAGGCCUUUCUAGUUCAGAUUCAGAUUUAUUUAUGUAUCACCUAUGCGUGCAGCGAAGUGGGCUGUUUUCGUUCACAACCCACACAACCUGAGGGCGCCUGGUGGGCAGCCCGUUUGUCACCACACAUUCUGGUGCCAACAUGGCAUGUCCACAAUGUCCUGCAGGACAACAGCAGCAAAGCAAGCCCCCUUCCUCCCACUCCCAUACACCGACAGGCCUCCUGCCCCCAGGACCUUCUCACUGAGAUUCUGCAGAGGCUGGAAAUCCAGAGCAACACACAUAGAGUGCUGGAGGAACUCAGCGGGUCAGGCCGAGACCUGUGAUCAAAUCUUGGCCUGAAGGGUUGACUGUUCCCCUCUCUGCUUACCGUUGAGUUGGGCAGGUGGUGACAGAGCAUUAGUGCUCUUGACGCAAACGACGCAUUUGGCUGUGUGUUUCGAUAUACACAUGAUAGAUAAAGCAGAACCUGAGUUUUUCAGCUUCCGGGUUUCAGGCGGACCGAGACCCAGAACUCUCGGUGCUGAGUUGAGGCAGCGAAAGCUUGAUCCAUUUGUUCUGCGGUUCUACCAUCGGGAUUAGGAUUUAGUCUUCUCUGGAAGAAUUACCAGGAUGGGGGGAGCCUUUUUAUAAUUGUACAAGGGUUUUGGGGAGACUAAACGUGGAGUACUUAGGCACCUGGAGGAACUCAAUGCGUCAGGCAGCAUCUGUGGUAGCAGAUUCUUCAUCUGGACUGAAAGAGUAGAGGGGGGAGGUAGCCAGUAUAAGAGGAGUGAAACGGAGGAGUAAGAGCUGGCAGGUGCUGGUAGGCUGAUGGGGAGGGCUGUCUGUACCUUGAAGUCAUUGUGGUUCUAGGUUUACUGGGUUGCUUCCUGGGCUGAUGGGGGUUGUGUUAUAAAGGAAGGAUUAACCAGUGGAUACAACAUUUGGGUGGAUAUCAAAUCCCCUGCAAUUGUUCCUUUAAGACCAGCUGGUGAGUCACCGUAGUGGAGCUCCGGGCUUGCUCGGCAAGGGAGCGAUUGAGAAGUGGUCGAGCAGGUUCCUGGGUUUGGUGCAUGCUGACUUGGCUGAUCGAAGAGCACUGAACCUCACCGCCUUGGGAUAGGGAGGGGAAGGCGUAGCAGUCCCGGUGGGUGUCAUGGUGACAGACUAUGAUAGUACUACGUCAGCUCAGACUUGGGACCAAGGCAUGAAGUGAUUCCAGAGGUGAUGCCAAAUUCAAGAGGUUCAUUUGACUUUAUAUGAAACAAUGUAGGAAUUUUAUGAAGCAGGUGCAGAUAUUAAAUGUUAGCACUGUUCAUUUUUGUUGUGAAUGUACAGUUAAUUCAUUGUGUUAAAUGUCAUUGUUUCAAAUAAAGAUUGCUAAUGGAUAUUCUGUGCAA
Messenger RNA from Hypanus sabinus (Atlantic stingray), 2713 nucleotides. Its product is annotated as keratinocyte-associated protein 3. The transcript has 7 exons. The record is from RefSeq and is a predicted model, not a curated record. The coding region runs from base 136 to 819 and encodes 227 amino acids. Lineage: Eukaryota; Metazoa; Chordata; Chondrichthyes; Myliobatiformes; Dasyatidae.